AUGCAUGAAAAUGCUGCUGUUCUACAGACAGUUCUGGAUGGUGCAACUCAAAUUGCUCGUGAAGUAGAAGAUAACAAAGCAUCUGUACUGGUUCAUUGUAGUGAUGGCUGGGAUAGAACUGCCCAGUUGACUUCAUUGGCAAUGCUGGAGCUAGAUCCGUAUUAUCGAACUAUCCAAGGGUUUGCUGUGCUGGUAGAAAAGGAAUGGUGCAGUUUUGGCCAUAAAUUCGCUCACCGUGUGGGGCAUGGAGAAGACAAACAUAGUGAUAGCGAGAGAUCCCCCAUAUUUGUACAGUUUGUUGAUUGUGUGUGGCAAAUCAUGAAUCAGUUUCCAUAUGCUUUCGAAUUCAAUUCGUCAUUCUUGAUAACAAUGCUGGAUGAGUUAUAUUCUUGCCGUUUUGGGACAUUCUUAUACAACAGCGAGAAGCAACGACAUCAUGAUCAACAUGUAAAGGAAAACACAGUGUCGCUGUGGUCAUAUAUUAUUACUGAAAAAAGACGGUUUCUCAAUCCGUUCUACAAUCAGUACCCUCGAUUUGUCGAUGUAUUGCGUCCCAAUACCCGAUUAAUGUGUAUCAAAGUGUGGAAAGAUUAUUACUUUCGUUAUAAUCCAGCAAUUGUUGCACAGGAUCACGCGGAUGUUGAAGCUCUUGUGAACGAGAAAAUCUUACAAAAGGUUGAAGCUUUGAAAGCCGAAGUGAUUAUGCAUGAGCAGACUCUUAGUAAAACAGUUCGGAAUGCAGAGUUCAGAUAG
Molecule: messenger RNA, 753 nt
Organism: Acanthocheilonema viteae
Lineage: Eukaryota; Metazoa; Nematoda; Chromadorea; Rhabditida; Onchocercidae
Source: the annotation of a GenBank genome assembly